Prunus armeniaca (apricot) is the source of this 234-nucleotide messenger RNA. Lineage: Eukaryota; Viridiplantae; Streptophyta; Magnoliopsida; Rosales; Rosaceae. The record is from the annotation of a GenBank genome assembly.
AUGACAAUGAUGACGACGACGACAACGAUUCUUCCAAAGCCAGAUGUUGCAUACCGUAGAUCUGGAGACUUGUGCAAGGCUCUUGACAAGAUUAGAUUUGAGAAUAUGACUGACAAGAGCAAGCUCAAUGGUCAACUAGAGCUUUUCAUCCCUGACAAAAACAAUACCUUGACUAUUAUUGAUAGUGGUAUUGGAAUGACCAAAGUUGAGGGCCUUUGCGAUUGCUUCUGGUGA